UGGAUGAUUGCCAGCUUUUAUUCUGAGAGGAAGAUGUGCAAAAAGGUUUAGCCAAAUAAUUUUAAAAUAAAUAAACUGCAUCAGUGGCUUUCUCCACCUUUCUCUGCUAUCUAGCAAGCAGAGUGUCAGAGAGUCAGUGAGGACGUGAGGAUGGGACUCACUUUAGUUUGUGUGGCGGAGCUUUUCUUGAUGAAUAUUCUCCUCUACUGUGGACACGCUCAAGAUAUUUGGCUGUCCACUGAUCCAAACAGGUCCACUUUCUUUACUGGAGAGUCUGUUACCUUCACAUGUGACGUGAGGACAGGAGAAGAGACUGGCUGGUUGUACUCAUUCAGGAAGAAUGGCGUUAAUUUUCUCUUCUACGGCACAGACAAGAUAAUUAGAUCACCACCUGUAACUCCAGGCUUCACUGGGGAAUAUCAGUGUUAUGCAACUCACAAGAGAUCACCAGCUGUUUUAGAAAGUAAUAAAGUGUCUCUAACUGUAACAGAUAAACCCAAGCCGGUCCUCACUGUGUCUCCAUUGUGGCCGAGUCCUGGAGACUCAGUGACUCUGACCUGCAGGGUUGAACAUCCAUCUGCAGGAUGGAGGUUCUUCUGGUACCAGGUUGUUCCCAAACUGGAGUCCUACAGCUAUGAGCUGCUACCUGGUAGCUCCACUGGGACUGAAGAGGACUCCUUUAUUGUUCAUGGACAGACGCACACAGCAGGAUAUGUGUGCAGAGCUGAAAGAGGAGAUCCAGUGUUCUACUCUUCGUAUAGUGAACCUCAGUUCAUCUGGUCUGGAGAUUUCCAUCCAGCAGCGUCUCUCACAGUGAGACCUCCCAGAAUGCAGUUCUUCAGCAAAGAUUCACUGUCACUGAGCUGUGAGGGAAACUCUACUGAGUGGAGAGUGAGAAGGUUAAGUAAAUACCUGACAUGCUGUUCUUCUUGGGGAACCAUGACUGGAUCUACAUGCAGCAUCAACUCUAAUGGGAUUAGUGGAGUGUACUGGUGUGAGUCUGAAACAGGACAGUUCAGCAAUGCAGCCAACAUCACUGUACAGAGCGGUGAUGUCAUCCUGGUGAGCUCUGUCCAUCCUGUGACUGAGGGACAUUCUGUCACUCUCAGCUGCAGGUUGAGGUCAGAAAAGGUUCUUUAUAACGUGGAUUUCUAUAAAAAUGGCAAACUCAUCUCAAAUGAUGCCAACGGGGAGCUGUUUAUCUCUGAAGUUACAAAGUCAGAUGAAGGUUUUUAUAAAUGUGAAGGAAGAGAUUCACCACAAGGUUUCAGGAGUUUGACGUCACCAGAGAGUUGGUUGUCAGUUAAAUCUGCAACAACAAGCUCUCCAGUUCCCGUGCUGUUGGUUGUUGGUCUGGUUUGUGGAGUUUCACUGAUUAUUCUGCUGCUGCUGGUUCUGUAUUGCUACAGAAAGUCAAAAGAUUCACGCCUCGUGAGGUCUCAGAGCACCAAUCAGAGCCCAGCUACAGACCACGUGACCAACCAGGUUGAAACUCAAAACAAUGCAUAUGCCUCUCUUCUCCAUGGUGAUUCUUGUCUCUAUGAAACAAUCAGAGGCUCUGAAGAACCUGGACAUGGGAACAAUAAUGAACCAGAGGAGAGCGUUUACUCCAAUGUGACGAUGGGAACAGCUGCAGCUUUAUGGAAAAGGGGAGGAAGUUUAACUGAAGAAGAAGGUGGAGAAAACGUCCAAUCCAAUGCUGCAGUUUCAAACUUUGCUCAAAGUGUAAAAGCUACAAAAGCUUCUCAGAAGCAGAGCGGAGUGAGGAUGGGACUCACUUUGUGUUGUGUGCUGGGGCUUUUCUUGAUGAAUAUUCUCCUCGACUGUGGACACGCUCGAGGUUUUUAUACAACUUCCUUUCUUAUUAAAUCUUCACUCAAGACAAUUCUCCACUUAUUGCCACUCUUUUUACACAUUAUAUAUAUUUGGCUGUCCGUUGACCCGAACAGGUCCACUUUCUUUACUGGAGAGUAUGUGACCUUCGUAUGUGACCUGGGGAGAGGAGAAAACCCUGACUGGUAUUACUCCAUCAGCCUGGAUGGAAAAAGAUCUCCCCCCAACAGCCCGAAGAAGAGACUUAAAUCACAAUCUCUAACUUCACGCCACAGUGGUGGAUAUCAGUGUAUCGCGGCUCACAAGAGCUCACCAGCUGUUAUCAUAGAAAGUAAUACAAUCUCUAUAACUGUAACAGAGCGACCAAAGGCCCGACUGAGCAAAGGUUCUCCUGUAGGGGGCAGUGUGUCCCUGACCUGCUCUGUGAGUUCAUCAUCACCAUCUUCAUCUGGUUGGAAAUACUUCUGGUACAGAGGCAAGAAAACCUCUGAACCCCUGAUCACACGAGAUGAUGUUCUCCUCACAAACGGACGAAUCGGUGUCUCACAAGGAGGAGGAGGAGGAGGAGGAGAAGGAGGAGGAGAAGGAGGAGGAGGACGAGAAGGAGGAGGAGAAGGAGGAGAAGGAGAAGGAGGAGGAGGAGGACGAGGACGAGGACGAGAAGGAGGAGGAGAAGGAGUCUACUGGUGCAGAGGAGGAAGUGGAGACCCAGUUUACUACACAGAGUACAGCACACCAGCCGUCACUCACAGAGCUGUUGUGACUCUGCAGCCCGACUGGCCUGUGAUUUACUCCGGAGAGACCAUCACUCUCACCUGUGACAUAAAGGACGGAGGAGAAGCUGAGUGGGAGUAUCGAUGGGAAACAUCCAGCUCACCUCGAAACCCAAGUGGCCCCAUGAUCAGACCAUCACACAGUGGAGACUACUGGUGUAGGGGCAGACUGAACCAUGAAACCUCUUCAUCAGAGUGGAGUGAUACUUUCACAUUAAGAAUAUCUCCCAAUAAACCCAAGCCGGUCCUCACUGUGUCUCCAUUGUGGCCGAGUCCUGGAGACUCAGUGACUCUGACCUGCAGGGUUGAACAUCCAUCUGCAGGAUGGAGGUUCUUCUGGUACCAGGUUGUUCCCAAACUGGAGUCCUACAGCUAUGAGCUGCUACCUGGUAGCUCCACUGGGACUGAAGAGGACUCCUUCAUUGUUCAUGGACAGACGCACACAGCAGGAUAUGUGUGCAGAGCUGGAAGAGGAGAUCCAGUGUUCUACUCUUCGUAUAGUGAACCUCAGUUCAUCUGGUCUGGAGAUUUCCAUCCAGCAGCGUCUCUCACAGUGAGUCCUCCCAGAAUGCAGUUCUUCAGCAAAGAUUCACUGUCACUGAGCUGUGAGGGAAACUCUACUGAGUGGAGAGUGAGAAGGUUUAUUAAAUAUAACCACCUGGCAUAUUGUUCUUCCUGGGGAACCAUGACUGGAUCUACAUGCAGCAUCAACUCUAAUGGGAUUAGUGGAGUGUACUGGUGUGAGUCUGAAACAGGACAGUUCAGCAAUGCAGCCAACAUCACUGUACAGAGCGGUGAUGUCAUCCUGGUGAGCUCUGUCCAUCCUGUGACUGAGGGACAUUCUGUCACUCUCAGCUGCAGGUUGAGGACAGAAAAGGUUCUUUAUAACGUGGAUUUCUAUAAAAAUGAAAAACUCAUCUCAAAUGAUGCCAGCGGGGAGCUGUUUAUCUCUGAAGUUACAAAGUCAGAUGAAGGUUUUUAUAAAUGUGAAGGAAGAGAUUCACCACAAGGUUUCAGGAGUUUGACGUCACCAGAGAGUUGGUUGUCAGUUAAAUCUGCAACAACAAGCUCUCCAGUUCCCGUGCUGUUGGUUGUUGGUCUGGUUUGUGGAGUUUCACUGAUUAUUCUGCUGCUGCUGGUUCUGUAUUGCUACAGAAAGUCAAAAGAUUCACGCCUCGUGAGGUCUCAGAGCACCAAUCAGAGCCCAGCUACAGACCAGGUGACCAACCAGGUUGAAACUCAAGAAAGAGAAUAUGCCUCUCUUCUCCAUGGUGAUUCUUGUCUCUAUGAAACAAUCAGAGGCUCUGAAGAACCUGGACAUGGGAACAAUAAUGAACCAGAGGAGAGCGUUUACUCCAAUGUGACGAUGGGAACAGCUGCAGGUCAAUAACACAUCUUUAUGGACAGAACCAGAGAAUGGAUGACAACAUGAAAAAACACAUCCUGGUCUUUUUUAUAAUUAUUGUGUGAACAACUUCUUUCCUUCAAUAAGACAGUAUUUUGUACAGUUAACCUAUUAGCACAUCAUUUAAAUAAAAUACAUCAUAUGGCUUUAAUAUAUUAAUAUUGUUACUUGGUGAAAUGUCUUCACUUUAUUACAUAUAAAUCAAAUGUUAGGAUUGAGUGUUUUGUAAAUACAGUUUUCUUCUCUCUUCUGGUACAUUAAUGUAACACACACGUGUUACCGCGGGUGGUAUCUCCCUAGCACAGAGACACUAGAGACAGGAGCUAGUUAAUUGUUUUUAUUAAUUCCAGGCGGAUGCGGUCUCCGUCGUGCUUGCCGCUGAUCUGCUCCCGUGGACAGCAGCGUCGGUCCGGCGU
Messenger RNA from Cyclopterus lumpus (lumpfish), 4427 nucleotides. RefSeq lists its product as uncharacterized. Lineage: Eukaryota; Metazoa; Chordata; Actinopteri; Perciformes; Cyclopteridae. Gene Ontology annotation, molecular function: transmembrane signaling receptor activity. The transcript has 26 exons. Gene Ontology annotation, biological process: cell surface receptor signaling pathway. The coding region runs from base 151 to 3996 and encodes 1281 amino acids. The record is from RefSeq and is a predicted model, not a curated record.